AUGGUAGACAGAUCCCAAAUACUCAAACUCUACAAAAACCUACUCCAGAAAGCCCACGGUUUCGACAACUACAACUUUCGAGAAUACGCCAAGAGGCGCACAGUAGACAUGUUCAAACAACAUAAAUCACUAACGAACCCCGACGAGAUUGCCAAGUUUUACAACGAAGGGAUCGACAAUUUGGCGUUGUUGACGCGGCAGACUGCCAUUUCGCAGAUGUACACUUUUGACAAGUUGGUGGUGGAGUCCUUGAAGAGACACCAAUGA
Lodderomyces beijingensis is the source of this 267-nucleotide messenger RNA. The record is from the annotation of a GenBank genome assembly. NCBI's taxonomy places the organism in Eukaryota, Fungi, Ascomycota, Pichiomycetes, Serinales, Debaryomycetaceae.